GUUUCAUCCAAAAUAGUGCAAUUUACAUAUUUCAAGAGAAUAAGUUGCGAACGCGUGCACACUCGCCGCACACUUACCCUAAUGCACGACGAAGAAUAUCCUUCGAUAUUGAGGAAACAAAAUCUUGAAAGGAGAAACUUUUACUUCUAUUCUCUUCCUCAAAAAAAUUCUCCCCCAUUCACGGGAACACGAAACUUUUCUUGCGAUCACCGCGCACGGUUUAACGUCCUGUGUACGUUCGCAUGCUACUAUCUGUUAUUGCUUGAAUUUUUAAAGAAAAUAACGCACCGCGCGUUGCACCGCCCGAGGAUUCGAGAGGGAGAGGGUCAGCCACCCGGAAACUUCUUCUUUUUCAUCGACAAUAGUACACGCAAUCUGUGCACGUAGCGAUCAAAAUAUUUAUUAAGUCAUGGCUCAUGGAAGGGCUCACCCCGCAUUCGUUUCGAGCUUUCAGUUUGUACAGAGACGCUACAUUGUGCACAUCGUACGAUCGAUCAGAUGUUUUUCGUAACACCGUAUAAAAUUUUCUUGUCGGAAUCGAUGCGGCGUGUUAACGGUGCACACUAAUAGGAAGACAAUAACAGAAAUAUGAAAAUACAAAAUACCGUUAGCCAAGUAAUGAAAAUUUGGCUUCGUAUGUUUGGCAUAUGGCCGAAUAUGUCGUGCGUUUUAUUUUGUAGACUGUUUUGGAUCGUCGCGCUCAUCGUCGAGCAAAUCUUACAGUAUCGAUAUGUCGUAAAUCAUUUCCAUUUGAUCGAGUUUUCCGAGAUAAUGAGCAUUUUGGGUGCAAUAGUGGCGUAUACGGUGUUUUUAAUUAAACUCAUCAUUUUUUGGGUUAAACAACGAACGUUCAACAAGAUAUUAAUGAUGAUGGCGAUCGAUUGGGAAAAGUGUUCCAGCACGAAAUUCAGUAUGUUCACGAUGACGUGCAAUGCCAAAAGGUCGCAGCGCUUCGUUAAUAUGACGGCGAUUUUUUACGCAAUAGCCGUAACUUUGUUUAGUAGCAACGUUCUGGUAAAGCACGUGGACGACGGCAAACCUUCCAACGUUUCCACACGAAUGUUUAUUCUACAGAUGGACCUGCCGUUCGAUGUUAAUCGAAGAUUCGUAUAUGAAUCAGUCAUAAUUGUUCAAUUUCUUCACUUGAUAUUAUGUUCUGAAGCAAUCGGUUUAUUAAAUGCUCUGCUCAUAAAUCUGAUUUUACAUGUAGGCGGGCAAAUCGAUAUUCUUUGUCAGAAUUUGAUGGAAAUGUUUCCGAAGAAAGGGAAGAGCGGUCCGAAUAAUUUUAUGAUAAAAGAAAUAAUUGAGAAACACCAGAAAAUCAUCACAUUUUCACGGUACAUCGAAGAUCUGUAUUCUUACAUUGCAUUGGUACUGUUCAUAUCGGAUACUCUGAUUAUCUGCUUCUUGGGUUUUACAAUUGUUACGUCAAUCGGUCGAUCCGACGGUAUGGAAAGUAUAAUGAAAAAUCUCGCAUUUUACCUCAAUAUGAAUAUGGAAGCGUUCAUAUUUUGUUUCUCUGGAGAAUACUUGAGUGCUAAGAGCAAAAGCAUCGGAGAUGCUGCAUAUGAUUCUCUCUGGUACAAAUCAGAUUCCAGAGACAGUCGAACCGUACAGUUUUUGAUAAUGAGGUCACAAAAUCAAUUAACCAUUACAAUUGGAAAAAUAAUGAAUUUGUCUUUAGACCGAUUUAGCAGUGUAAGUUCAUUUUUUACACGAGACAUUUUUUUUAGCACAGAUUUUAUAUUGAAGAUUGCUCUGUUAAUAAUUAGCCGAAAUCAAUGAAAAGUAGAAUAAGUUUUCUAAAAUAUAAACAGAACUUUAAUAUUACUUUUUGUAAUAUACGUAUUUAUAAUGUAACAUUUAAAAUAUAUUUAUAUAUUUGUUUUAAGUAACAGUAACAUUUGCUGCACUAUUUUUAUUGAUUUUUACGCAUUAUUAAAACGACAAAUCUUCAAUUGACAAAUGGCUUUUCACAUAAACGUAUUAAAUUUCUAUAUUUAUAAUUUCUAUAUUAAUGUUCUUGUAAUAACCAAUUGAUAUUGUUGCAGAUUGUAAAGGCUUCGGCUUCCUAUAUAUCGUUCUUACUUGC
Molecule: messenger RNA, 2092 nt
Organism: Solenopsis invicta (red fire ant)
Lineage: Eukaryota; Metazoa; Arthropoda; Insecta; Hymenoptera; Formicidae
Product: odorant receptor 13a
Exons: 5
Coding region: 589-1785 (398 amino acids)
Biological process (GO): sensory perception of smell; detection of chemical stimulus involved in sensory perception of smell
Cellular component (GO): plasma membrane
Molecular function (GO): odorant binding; olfactory receptor activity
Source: RefSeq, a predicted model, not a curated record